CCGAUCGGACAAAUACUAUCGUUACACCGUAUCUCACAAACAUCCGCUGUAGCUUGCAGGAUUAUGAAAGCGUGAUUAGUGAAUACUUUUUAACUGCGCCAGCGGAUAGACGCAGACAGAUGGCCUGGUUUGGAUGGCUUAUUUAGGGCCUAGGCUGGGACCGUCACGCGUCUUUCUUUCCGGUGUGUCCGCCUUAAGACUCCUCUCCUCUGCCGGGAUGGACGACAUGGGUCUGGCCAUGAGUCGUUCUUCGCUGGAGCGGCUCGAAUUUGACAACGUCGCCCUCAAGAAACUUCCCCUGGAUCCAUCCGAGGAGCAGGGGGUGCGGCAGGUGAAAGGAGCGUGUUUCUCCCGGGUGACACCACAACCGCUGACCAAACCUCGGUUCGUGGCCGUGUCCCACCAAGCUCUGGCACUGCUGGGGCUGGACGGAGAGGAGGUCGUGAACGAUCCUCUCGGGCCAGAGUAUCUCAGCGGAUCCAAAGUCAUGCUAGGAUCUGAACCCGCCGCUCACUGCUACUGCGGACAUCAGUUCGGACAAUUCGCCGGACAACUGGGCGAUGGGGCGGCCUGCUACCUGGGAGAGGUGAAGGUUCCGUCUGGCCAAGAUCCCGAACUUCUCCGAGAAAACCCGAGUGGCCGGUGGGAGAUUCAGGUGAAAGGAGCUGGGCUGACCCCGUACUCCAGACAAGCUGAUGGCCGUAAGGUCCUGCGCUCCAGUAUAAGAGAGUUCCUGUGCAGCGAGGCGAUGUUCUUCCUGGGUGUGCCCACCACCAGAGCAGGCUCUGUAGUCACUUCUGACAGCAGGGUCAUACGUGAUGUGUACUACAAUGGGCACGCUCGCCACGAAAGAUGUUCUGUGGUCCUCCGCAUUGCUCCUACCUUCAUCAGGUUUGGAUCUUUUGAGAUCUUCAAGCCUGCCGAUGAGUUCACAGGUCGCCAGGGUCCCAGCUAUGGGCGCGAUGAGAUCCGAGGUCAAAUGAUAGAUUAUGUCAUUGAGAUGUUCUACCCUGAGAUCCAACAGAACUACCCAGAUCGGGUGGAGAGGAACGUAGCUUUCUUUCGAGAGGUGGUGCUUCGUACAGCUCGACUUGUGGCUCAGUGGCAGUGCGUGGGAUUCUGCCAUGGUGUCCUGAACACGGACAACAUGAGCAUCCUGGGACUCACGCUGGACUAUGGUCCAUACGGCUUCAUGGACAGAUUUGAUCCAGAUUUUAUUUGUAAUGCCUCGGACAACUCUGGACGAUACUCCUACCAAGCCCAGCCAGCUAUCUGUAGGUGGAACCUCGUAAAGCUAGCAGAGGCUCUUGCUCCUGAGUUGCCACCAGACCGGGCUGAGGCUGUACUGGAGGAGUACCUGGAUCUUUAUAACCGUUUCUACUUGGAGAACAUGAGGAAGAAGCUGGGUUUGCUGAAGAAGGAGGACCCUGAGGACGAGAUCAUGAUCACCAAACUGCUUCAGACAAUGCACAACACAGGUGCUGACUUCACCAACACUUUCCGUAGCUUGAGUCUGAUUUCUUGUCCCACUGAGGAAAAUAGCGAGGGAGAAGAGGAUUCUGUCAAGAAAGCCACAGACCUCUUGAUUGAGCAGUGCGCUAUUUUUUGGCCUAUAAGAAUUAUAACAGUAAUGUUUUGUAUUUGCAGUGAACUGGCAAUGCUGCUUUCUAUGGCUCAGAGCAACCCAACACUGUUCCAGAUGAUCUCAGACAGAGCAACAAUUGCGAGGCAGUUAGAGCGACUCAGCAAACUAAAGGAUCUGAUGGAGACCACCCAGGAGGAGCUGAAAACCAAACAGGCAGAGGACUGGACAUCCUGGAUCACUCAGUAUAGGAAACGUCUGGCUCGUGAGCUGGAAGGCCAGAGUGAUGUGCAGGCUGUGCAGGAGGAGAGAGUGAGGGUGAUGGACAGCACCAACCCUCGCGUGAUACUCAGAAACUACAUUGCCCAGAAUGCCAUAGAGGCUGCUGAGAAUGGGGACUUCUCUGAGGUCCAGCGUGUCCUCAAGGUUCUGGAGAAGCCUUUCUCUUCACAGCCAGGUCUGGAGCUCCCUGCGUGGGUUGGUGGAGGUGGGACCAGUGCAGAAGGAGAAAGGGAUGAAGGAGAGGAGCAACAGCAAGAAGCAGCUACCUCUAUGGCCAGAAAUCCCGUGCCUUAUGACAGCAAGCCCCCAGCUUGGGCCCAUGAAAUCUGUGUCACAUGAUCUUCGUAGUAACUUCCUUGACUGUAAUCUCUCCUGCAUAAAAUAACAAGAGAGUUUCAAGGUGUUUAAAAAUUAUUAUUUUUUUCACAUUUUUAUAACUCUUCAGCUACUGGACAACUUUGUUAUUUUAGCAGGCAGUUUCAGGAAGGUCGGCAUGAGGCACAGCACCUCACAGGCAAGCUGGAUGGCACAAAACAGACAGGCAGUGUGUUGAGUUUGUUUCCACAAAAAAUACAAAUUCCAUAGAAAAUUUAAAAUAUAUAUAUAUAUAUAUAUAUAUAUAUGUUUUAAAGCUAUAAUAACAGUUUUUUGUACCCCUGUUUAACAUUUGAGUCAUCCUUAAAUAAGUGGAUGAGAUUUUAUAUAAAAUUUAUAUGUGAUAUUGUGCAGUUUAAGCAGUACAUUUACAGAAACUCGGGUCAGAUUUUUUUUUUUUUUCCUGUCUUGUUUGUGUUUAAUAAGCUAUUAAUGAUGAGUCAGGCAACAAGUCUUACAGUGGCCUGUCUGGCUCUGACAAGCUGUGAGGUGUCACCUCGACAUAUACCAAAAAUAUGUGUGUGAGAGAGUUAAUGUGUUAUGAUGAUUUUAUAUCUGUGGCUAAAACUGUGUUACUGUACAUGAUUAGGAAGCCGCAGCCAACAAACACGCACAAUAUAAAGCAGAUAAGCACGCACAGUAUGUUUUCCUAUAUUAGAAAGCAUUUUCUUUUGCAGCUGUCAAGACAUUCAUAGAGCCAUGGAUGUAAUUGACCUUUUUUUUCAGUUGUCUAGUAACUAAGUUUAGUGAAGGACAAACGAGAACAGGAUGUUGCGAUUUACUUUUUUCAGGUUGUGGCUACACAGAAAGAGGAAGUUAUUUGUAGAAUGUGCCACAAAGAAACUUUUUUUGUGCAAAGAGUAAAAGACAGUCACAGCCAUUCAUAGAUUUGUAUUAAUUGUACUGCAUACGCAACAGCACUACUCAUCACAUGUUGCGCCUUUUUGGUGAAUAUGCAUUAUGUGAAAUGUCCGUUUGAGCUCUUCUAACCGAAUCAGUAAACUGAGUGCUCAAGAGUCAUUGUGUCUUUGUUUUUUGUUUUUUUACUUUGUGGCAUACCUGCAGUUCAGUUACAGAAGGAAACUCCACGUCCAUGUCUGUGUAACAUUUUAAUGUUGUCACUGUUUCUUAAUCUCCCAAAUAAUAAAUUUCCUCCUGUAUAAAUGUCACAAAGAACACGUGA
This is a messenger RNA of Oreochromis aureus, 3422 nucleotides long. It is a transcript of the gene selenoo1, whose product is annotated as selenoprotein O1. NCBI's taxonomy places the organism in Eukaryota, Metazoa, Chordata, Actinopteri, Cichliformes, Cichlidae. The transcript is spliced from 9 exons. The coding region runs from base 134 to 2203 and encodes 689 amino acids. The record is from RefSeq and is a predicted model, not a curated record.